AUGUGCGCGGGAUCUCGCAUCUACUAUGUCAACAAGGACAACCAGAACCGCGGCCUGUACGGCUGCGACCCUCCUUGGGGCUACGUUAGAACUGGUUGCAUCACUUACACCGGUUCUUGCUGCCGCAUCUCUCCGCAGUUGAGAAGGAUGGCGAUGAUUGUUCCGUUGAGACCAUCGAGGCAUCUCCCCUUGAGUAGGACAUUCCCAUACACAGCAUGA
This is a messenger RNA of Colletotrichum aenigma, 219 nucleotides long. RefSeq lists its product as uncharacterized. Lineage: Eukaryota; Fungi; Ascomycota; Sordariomycetes; Glomerellales; Glomerellaceae. Bases 1 to 219 code for a protein of 72 amino acids. The transcript has a single exon. The record is from RefSeq and is a predicted model, not a curated record.